Ophidiomyces ophidiicola is the source of this 2151-nucleotide messenger RNA. RefSeq lists its product as uncharacterized. The coding region runs from base 1 to 2151 and encodes 716 amino acids. The record is from RefSeq and is a predicted model, not a curated record. Gene Ontology annotation, cellular component: nucleus. The transcript has a single exon. Gene Ontology annotation, biological process: double-strand break repair via nonhomologous end joining. Lineage: Eukaryota; Fungi; Ascomycota; Eurotiomycetes; Onygenales; Onygenaceae. Gene Ontology annotation, molecular function: DNA-directed DNA polymerase activity; DNA binding.
AUGAGUGAGACGGGCCUUGUUGAUAAGCAUGGGGAUUUGGUUGACGAGCCUACUAUAAUCGAUCUCAAAUUCUUUCCGUCGACUUUCAUCUUGCCAAUACACCUCACUUUAAGUGAACUGCACCGAUUUGAAGAGACUGUUGUUCGUUGUGGGGCUCCUUUGACAUACGAUAUUGCUGAGGCGCAUUUGAUCCUUGGUAAAGUGUCUCAUAAAAAAAGGGCCGCCCUGGAGCUUCGAACGCGAGCUCUGUGGACAGAAGACUUAUGUGAUAAUGCCGAUUCUUCUCAAUUACCACCCAACAAGAAGCCUCGACUCGAGAAUCCUUCCGUUGUGGAUGGCGAACAUGCGGAGGCAAUGCAAGAUCAGGCUAUCGCCGAACCUAAGGGUGUAGCUAGGCCUGGGGAGAGCCCAAGUGAUAAACCGACAUUGCACGCCGUUCAAGAGGUGCUUACUCCGCAGCAUAUAUACUCUUCGCUAUCUUCUCUGCGGGAUGACGAUGUCCGUGUGAUAAAGUUAGAUUGGCUGCAUGAGUCUUUGGCUGCCGGUCAUGCAUUGCCCCUAGCUCCGUUCACAGUUUAUCAUGCACGUAAAGUUUCUCGGCCUGACACCUCUCCGUCCUUGAAAAAUUUUCCAAGGGGUACUGGUUCGUUCUCGUCAACCCUUUCCCAUGCACGAGAAAAUAAUACCCAUCGAAUUCUCGAGCGAGCCAAAGCGGAUGCGGCAACCGCUCCUCCGCCGCGAUUUACUCUUCCGUCAACAAAAUAUCAUCGAGGAAAGCUGGGUCUGGGCGAUAGCCAUAGCCUGCAAAAGGCGCGAUCGAAGAUGUACCGAAAAACAACACCUGAACACGAACAAGUCGUUUCCAUUCCUGUAGUGCCAGACUGGGUCGAAAACAAUGUGCUGUAUGCUUGCCUUCGAUCUGCACCACUUCAUCCACCGAAUGAACAAUUUAUAAACCAGCUUCUAAAAAUUAAACAGAUACGAGAGCUCACUCUGGAUGAAAUUGGGGUUAGGGCUUAUAGCACAUCUAUAGCAUCUCUUGCCGCCUACCCAUAUUUACUUCAAACUCCCGAGCAGGUCUUAGCUCUCCCCGGGUGUGAAUCGAGGAUAGCAAACUGGUUUUCAGAAUGGAAACAGAGUUCUGAUGGAACUGUACAGGCAGCGAAUCAGCUUGAUACGGAUCCUGUUCUCUCCACGUUGAAGCUAUUUUCUAAUAUAUGGGGGAUUGGCGCGAAAACAGCUCGCGAAUUCUAUUAUCACAAAAAUUGGCGUAGCUUCGAUGAUAUCAUUGAUAAUGGGUGGAAUAAUCUCUCUCGAGUUCAACAAAUCGGUGUCAAGUAUUACGAUGAGUUUUUGGAGGGAAUUCCACGAGCAGAGGUAAAAUCUAUCGCUGACAUCGUGCUUGAGCAUGCUCGCAAGUCGAGGCCUGACUCCCAUUACGAUGGAAAAGGAAUAGAGGCUAUUAUUGUCGGCGGGUAUCGAAGAGGCAAAGAACGUUGCGGUGAUGUAGAUAUAAUUCUUACUCACCGAGAUGAGAACGUCACGCAUGAUCUCAUUUACGAUGUUAUAUCUAGUUUAGAACAGGGGGGUUAUAUACCCUAUACACUAUCAUUAAAUCUAGCCAGUUCUCAUCGGGAUCAGCAACCUCUACCUUACCGCGGUGAAACGAGUAAGGGGAGGCUUCACUUCGAUACUCUCGAUAAAGCGCUGGUUGUGUGGCAGGAUCCUCACUUUGAAGGCUCAUCUUUAGAUUUAUACCCGAGCCAAGAACCAAAGGAGUUGGAUAACGAUCACACUUCCCAAAGCCCGCAAAGCGGAACAGACAAUCACAACUCAGUCACACUAAAGCCUGUGAAGACGAAUCCAAACCCUCAUCGCCGGGUUGACAUCAUCAUCUCACCCUGGCGUACAAUUGGCUGCGCUGUCCUUGGCUGGUCUGGUGAUACGACUUUUGAAAGGGACCUUCGUAGAUAUGUGAAGAAAACAAAUAACUGGAAAUUUGACUCAAGUGGUAUUCGAGCUCGUGAAGGCAGUGGUGGACGGGUGAUUGAUCUAGAGAGCAAUGGCAAAACAUGGCAAGAAAGAGAGCGGCUGGUUAUGGAGGGCUUGGGAGUGGGCUGGAGACCACCCGAAGAGCGCUGCACACGAUGA